This is a messenger RNA of Nerophis lumbriciformis (worm pipefish), 1770 nucleotides long. The record is from RefSeq and is a predicted model, not a curated record. Lineage: Eukaryota; Metazoa; Chordata; Actinopteri; Syngnathiformes; Syngnathidae.
AUGAAUGAUGUCAUCAAGAAGGUGAAAAAGAAGGGAGAAUGGAAGGCGCUGAUUGUGGACCAACUCAGCAUGAGGAUGUUGUCCUCUUGCUGCAAGAUGACAGACAUCAUGACGGAAGGCAUAACCAUUGUGGAGGACAUCAACAAGCGGCGAGAGCCUCUUCCCAGCCUAGAGGCCAUUUUUCUGAUCACACCUACAGAAAAGUCGGUCCAUACCCUCAUUGGAGACUUCAAAGACCCUCAUUCAGCGAAAUACAAAGCAGCCCAUGUUUUCUUCACCGACUCCUGCCCCGAUCCUUUGUUCAAUGAGCUGGUGAAGAGCCGUGCUUCCAAAACCAUCAAGACACUGACAGAGAUCAACAUCGCCUUCUUGCCAUAUGAGUCUCAGGUGUACUCUCUGGACAAUGCUGAUGCCUUCCACAGUUUCUACAGCCCCCAUAAGACCCAAUUGAAGAACCCUGUAAUGGAGAGGCUGGCUGAGCAACUGGCCACACUGUGUGCCACGCUUAAGGAGUACCCUGCCGUCAGAUACCGAGGGGACUACAAAGACAAUGCGACCCUGGCUCAGCUGGUUCAAGAUAAACUGGAUGCCUACAAGGCUGAUGACCCUACCAUGGGAGAGGGUCCAGAUAAGGCUCGUUCACAGUUGAUCAUCUUGGACAGGGCCUUUGACCCUGUCUCACCUGUGCUGCAUGAGCUCACCUUCCAGGCUAUGGGCUAUGACUUGCUGCCCAUUGAAAACGACGUUUACAAGUAUGACACUAGUGGCAUGGGAGACUCUCGUGAGAAAGAGGUUCUUCUGCAUGAAGACGAUGACCUGUGGGUCAGCCUGAGACACAAACACAUUGCAGAGGUGUCCCAGGAAGUGACACGUCAGCUGAAGGAGUUUUCUUCCAGCAAGAGAAUGAACACUGGAGAAAAGACCACAAUGAGGGAUCUGUCCCAGAUGUUGAAGAAAAUGCCUCAGUAUCAGAAGGAGCUAAGCAAGUACUCCACUCACCUGCAGCUUGCUGAAGACUGCAUGAAGCAUUACCAGGGGACAGUAGACAAGCUGUGCCGUGUGGAACAGGACCUUGCGAUGGGCACAGAUGCUGAGGGGGAAAAAAUUAAAGAUCCCAUGAGGGCUAUCGUACCCAUUCUGCUGGAUGCCAAUGUCAGCACAUACGACAAAAUCCGCAUCAUCCUGCUCUACAUCUUCCUCAAGAAUGGCAUAACGGAGGAGAACCUGAACAAGCUCAUCCAGCAUGCUCAGAUCCCCCCUGAAGACAGUGAGAUAAUCACCAACAUGGCUCAUCUGGGAGUCCCCAUUGUCACAGACUCAACCCUCCGCAGAGGCAAGAAAUUGGACAGAAAGGAGAGAGUGAGCGAGCAGACCUACCAACUGUCCCGCUGGACACCACUGGUUAAAGACAUCAUGGAGGAUGCCAUUGAUGAUAAGCUAGACACCAAGCACUACCCCUACAUCUCUACUCGCUCUUCUGCCUCUUUCAGUACCACUGCUGUCAGUGCUCGGUAUGGACACUGGCACAAGAACAAGACACCCGGAGAAUACCGCACCGGCCCUCGUGUCAUGGUCUUCAUCAUUGGGGGAGUGUCCUUCAGCGAGAUGCGCUGCGCCUAUGAGGUCACACAGGCCAAUGGGAAGUGGGAAGCCAUCAUUGGUUCCACCCACAUGCUCACCCCCACCAAAUUCUUAUCGGACCUGCAGCACCCCGACUUCCGAGAGUCCACUAGGGUGUCCUUUGAGGACGCAGACGCCUCAGACGAGUGA